AUGCCAGCAGCUGUUUCGCCCGAGAGACCUCGAAGUGGUAUCACUCGCUUGACUGGAUGCCGAUUAGUCAAAGGCAACACACUGGUAGAAGAAGAUCUCUGGCUUUCUUCAGUCACAGGUCGCAUCCUCCGCAGUCAAGAAGUCUUCUACGAGCAUCAAGCAGCCCCAGAUGAGGUCAUUGAUCUCGGUGGGCGCAUCGUCUCUCCUGGCUUCAUAGAUGUCCAAUUCAACGGCGCAUUUGGCUUCGAUUUCUCGCAAGCACCACAAGAUCCUGUCUCUCAUCGUAAGGGUCUGAAGGAGUUGAACAAACGAUUGAUCGGCACGGGCCUCACAUCAUACCUACCUACCAUCACCAGUCAGAAACCAGAGCUCUAUCACAGCGCAUUGCCGUAUUUGGGUCCUUCCGGUGCAGCCCGCGACGCAGAUGAAGGUGCAGAAUCACUAGGCGCACACGUCGAAGGCCCCUUCCUCAGCCCAACCAAGAAUGGCAUUCACAGCCCCGAAGUCCUCCAAUCCGCCGCCUCUUUCGCCGACCUCGAGACUUGCUACGGCGCCCACAACCUGCCCAACAUCAAGAAACUGACCGCCGCACCCGAAGUCGGCAACAUGACCUCCAUAAUCCCAGAAGUGGUCAAGCACAACAUCAUCUUCAGCAUCGGUCACACAGAAGCCACCUACGAAGAGGCCUCUGCAGCAGUCGCCGCUGGAGCAAAAAUGAUCACUCACCUCUUCAAUGCCAUGAAACCUCUGCACCACAGAAAUCCAGGUGUUUUUGGUAUUCUGGGUCAUCCAUCCACACAUACGCCUUUCUUUGGCGUCAUUGCUGAUGGCAUCCACUUACAUCCCACUACCGUUAAGAUCGCGUAUGCCGCCCACUCCGAAGGCAUGAUUCUAGUCACAGACGCCAUGAGUCUUGCUGGCUUGCCUGACGGCACUUACAACUGGACGAAUGGCGAUAGCAUUGUCAAGAAAGGGUCGAAUCUGACUUUGGUUGGUACGGACAAGAUUGCUGGUGGGUGUGCGACGUUGCUGGACUGCGUGAACAACUUCCUCAAUUGGUCAAACGCGAGUAUACCUGAAGCUGUCAGGGCUGUUACUGUUACGCCGGCUAAGAUGUUGGGGUUGGAGGGUGUUAAGGGAAGCUUGGAGGCUGAUGCGGAUGCUGAUCUUUUGGUCUUGUCGGAAGAAAUCGAUGGAGAAGGAAGGCGAUUAUUGGUUGAUCAGGUGUGGAAGUUCGGAAGACUGGUUCACGAGAGGUCAUGA
This is a messenger RNA of Aureobasidium namibiae CBS 147.97, 1263 nucleotides long. RefSeq names its product putative N-acetylglucosamine-6-phosphate deacetylase. The record is from RefSeq and is a predicted model, not a curated record. Gene Ontology annotation, biological process: N-acetylglucosamine catabolic process. The transcript has a single exon. The coding region runs from base 1 to 1263 and encodes 420 amino acids. Gene Ontology annotation, molecular function: N-acetylglucosamine-6-phosphate deacetylase activity. Lineage: Eukaryota; Fungi; Ascomycota; Dothideomycetes; Dothideales; Saccotheciaceae.